This is a messenger RNA of Cygnus olor (mute swan), 2239 nucleotides long. RefSeq names its product aldo-keto reductase family 1 member A1 (gene AKR1A1). Gene Ontology annotation, biological process: aldehyde catabolic process. Gene Ontology annotation, cellular component: cytosol. Gene Ontology annotation, molecular function: aldose reductase (NADPH) activity. NCBI's taxonomy places the organism in Eukaryota, Metazoa, Chordata, Aves, Anseriformes, Anatidae. The transcript has 11 exons. The coding region runs from base 385 to 1368 and encodes 327 amino acids. The record is from RefSeq and is a predicted model, not a curated record.
AGGCGGGCCCGCCAUUUCCUCGCCCGCCCGCCGCGCCGGCCCCCUCAGCGCUCCGCGGGCCCGGUAGAGCCGUGAGGAGCGGGGCUGACCCCGAGCCCUUCCCGCAGGGCACCGGCCGCGGGACGGAGCCACCGGGGCCCGCUGCCCGCCUCCGGAAGCGGAAACAUCGAGGGACGGAGCCACCGGGGCGAGCAGCAGCGGCUGGCGGCGUGUGAGUCUGUCGUUCUGCUCGCUGCGACAUUAAUAUACAACAGGAUUAUACGAACUAAGGAAAACAACUGUGUUCAUCACUUUUACUGCCAAACAGAGAGGAUGCUCACAUGAGAACUUCCUGCUCUUUUAGAUAAAAGCAAGGACAUGCAGGUGGCCUAAUCACAGGCAAAAAUGUCUGCAGCAUGUGACUUCGUUACACUCUGCACUGGGCAGAAGAUGCCUCUCGUAGGACUGGGAACCUGGAAAAGUGAACCUGGCCAGGUGAAAGAAGUCGUGAAGUACGCCCUAAGUGUGGGUUAUCGCCACGUUGAUUGUGCAGCAGCUUACAGCAACGAAGCUGAGAUCGGUGAGGCUUUCCAGGAAAGCGUUGGACCCAACAAGGUUAUUAAAAGGGAGGACCUGUUUGUAACAUCAAAGCUCUGGAACACCAAGCACCACCCAGAAGAUGUAGAGCCAGCACUAAGGAAAACACUUGGAGAUUUGAAACUGGAUUACUUGGACCUGUACCUCAUGCACUGGCCUCAUGCCUUUGAACGAGGGGACAAUCUCUUCCCAAAGAAUCCUGAUGGAACAAUGCGGUAUGAUUGCACUGAUUACAAGGAUACCUGGAAGGCUAUGGAGAAGCUGGUAGAAAAAGGUCUUGCAAAAGCCAUUGGGCUGUCAAACUUCAACAGUCGUCAGAUUGAUGAUAUAUUAAGUGUGGCUACUGUCAAACCAGCUGUGCUCCAGGUAGAAUGUCAUCCGUACCUAGCUCAGAACGAGCUGAUAGCUCACUGCCAGAAAAAAGGACUGGUUGUUACUGCCUACAGUCCCCUGGGUUCUCCAGAUCGCAUGUGGAAACACCCAGAUGAGCCUGUGCUUCUAGAGGAACCUGGGAUCAAAAAAUUGGCAGAAAAAUACAGCAAGUCACCUGCGCAGAUCAUCCUCAGAUGGCAAGUGCAGCGUAAAGUGGUUACCAUUCCCAAGAGCGUCACUCCUGCUCGCAUUCUGCAGAAUCUCCAGGUGUUUGAUUUCAGUCUCACAGAAGAGGAGAUGAACCACAUUGGAAGCCUGAACAAAAACUGGCGUUACAUUGUGCCAAUGCUUACGGUGAACGGGAAGCUAGUACCAAGAGAUGCUGGACACCCCCAUUACCCCUUCAAUGACCCCUAUUAACUACAAAAUAAGGUGUUAGAAUAACAUGCUCCUCUGCAUACUUUUCCACAAAGUAAUGAGUGCCACAAUUUGUCAAAAAACAGAAACAAAAAAAGUCUAAAUAAAACCUUCCUUCCUGAGUAGGAUUACUUACAAUGUACUGCUUUUAAUUGACCUUCCUUCUGGAGGUCCUGCAGCUUCCACAUCAGCGUUUGCAGUCAUUGUAAUGAAUCCACCAGCUUGCCUUGGGAAACAUAAUAUCUUUUGGCAUUGGAUAAAGAGUGGGAGAUUCUAAAUGAAGUUCCACACAUCAUUAUCAGGCUAGGGCAAUACUUUGUGUUUUCUGUCUGUUGAACGGUUUUGAAAUCUUUGUUACCAUGAGGGGGGGAAAAAGAGGGGAAGGCAUGAAAGCAUUUUCAGACUAAACAACUACCCAGCUAUCAACUUUAAUAUUUUCAUUAAUAUUUUAUACAGGGAAUUAAGUGAAAUGUGCUAUGGUUGCACUGUGUCUAUAAAGCAUUCAUUAAAACCCAAGUUACCAUCCAUGCUGAGUGCUUUUUAUCCCCUUUGGAAUACUCAUGGGACUUAAACUCUCUCCUCUUUAUUUUCUUUUUCUUUUAAUUUCUGUUGAUUUGAGGAGAAUAAAUGCAUAACCUGAAGCAGGCCUUCAGGGCAAUCAUUCCUAUUGCUUGUCACAGGGAUAGGUUCUAGCUCUGGAAUAACUGAUUAUCCUCUCACAAAAGCCUCAAUAACUUUUUAGCAAGUCCUAUAGAGAUCUAUCCUGCCUUUCCCAUAAGGUUGUCCAGUGUCUCUUUACCAAAGAUGUCCAGUUCAAGUUCUGGAACAUCACAGAUUUUGUUCCUGAUUAUACAAUAAAAGAAAAAAAUAACAA